Messenger RNA from Symbiodinium sp. CCMP2592, 426 nucleotides. The record is from the annotation of a GenBank genome assembly. NCBI's taxonomy places the organism in Eukaryota, Dinophyceae, Suessiales, Symbiodiniaceae.
AUGGAGCAGGACUAUGAAAUCGAGACGCCUCAAAAGAAGCGGUGCCUCGAGAAGUUGAGCCCGGAGAAGUCUCGAGAGAGGCCUGGGCUUCCGCGCUCUUCCGCGCUCUUCCGUGCCCAGGAGGCAUUGCCCACCUUCGGGGGUCUCCUAGCAGAGCUGCUGUUUGUUGAAGAGAAAGGCGGCAUGCGGGAUCUGCACAGCCUCCUGUGCAUCUCCAAGACUGCCGAGCUGAAGCUCCUGGUCGGCAUCAAGGAGAUGCGCAUUCAACAUGAACGUGAUGCAAGCCAAGUCCGAAGCUACGCAGAGAUGUGCGACCAGGUGCAGGCCUUGCACCAGAACAGCUGGUGCAGCAGUCGCAAACUGCGACUGUGCUCCACGGAAGAGGGGGACCGCAGGGCAGCCACCGCCAUUCUGAGCCUUUUCUGA